Molecule: messenger RNA, 1617 nt
Organism: Aspergillus mulundensis
Lineage: Eukaryota; Fungi; Ascomycota; Eurotiomycetes; Eurotiales; Aspergillaceae
Exons: 3
Coding region: 1-1617 (538 amino acids)
Source: RefSeq, a predicted model, not a curated record
AUGGCGUGGGAGAAGAAAGCGCAGCGCAAGCGCGAUGAACUCGCGGCUAAGAUCCCCAAGGAAUGGCUGCUCGAUUUGGAACUGCUCAAGAAAGCUGAUGAGCUUGACAAUAUCCUGCACAUCCCCCGACAGAGCGGGAUCCUCACCGAGCGGGAGAUCGAUAUCACCGAGGGCUCCGAUGCCACGGCUCUCCUGUCGCGCCUGAAGGACGGCGAGCUCAGCGCAUACGAAAUCGCUGUUGCGUUUUGCAAAAGGGCUGCCAUUGCUCAGCAGCUCACCCGCUGUCUGACGGAGAUCUUCUUUGAUCGCGCUAUCGAGCGUGCGAAGGAACUGGAUCGGCUAUUUGCUGUUACUGGCAAGCUUGUUGGUCCGCUUCACGGGAUCCCGAUUAGUCUGAAGGAUUCGUAUAAUGUCGCUGGUGUGCAGUCGACGCUGGGUUAUGUCUCCUUUCUCGACAACCCUGCUUUGACGUUUAACAGCCCAAUGGUGAAUAUACUCCUUGACGCGGGGGCCGUUAUCUACGUGAAGACUCACAUGCCUCAAACGAUGAUGACGGCCGACUCGCAUAGCAACGUGUUUGGGCGGACUCGGAACCCAUACGGUCGCUCCUUGACAGCCGGUGGUAGUUGCGGCGGCGAGGGUGCGCUGAUCGCGAUGCGCGGCUCCAUCAUGGGCGCAGGAACGGAUAUCGCUGGCUCUUUACGCAUUCCGUCGCUGUGCUGUGGUACUUACGGCUUCAAACCGUCGGUCGGAAGAUUGCCAUUUGCCGGCCAAACACCACCUGGACGAAUUGGUUUGGCGGGUGGAAUAGCUGUUUCAACCGGGCCGAUUUGCACAUCCAUGCGCGAUGCCGAUCUGUUCUUCAGAACGGUGGUUUCGUCACGUCCGGAGGAUCUGGAUGACAACUCCUUCGGCUUUCCGUACCUCGAACCACCCCAACUGGAGUCACCGCUUACAAUCGGAAUGCUCCCAGAGGACCCUGCUCUGCCUUUGCACCCCUGCAUGCAGCGCACCUUGGAGAUCGCGGCCCGUAAACUCGCCGCAGCCGGCCAUCGAAUGGUGCACCUUCCUGCUGAAGAUAUCCCGUCUCUCUCGGAUGCCUGCGACCUAGCGUACCGCUUCUUCAACAUGGACCCCGACCGUACACCGCUGCGCAAUGUGACCGACGGAGGCGAGCCCUUUAUCCCGUCCCUCAGCUUGAUGUACAAUGUGAAGGGCGGUGAUCCGGAGCCGACUCUACGCCAGCUCUACGACCUGAACAUCGAAAAGGCGAAAGUCGCCGCUAAGACGCGACAGGCCUGGCUGAAGAGCGGCGUUGAUGUCGUUCUUGCUCCAGCCUACCAGAGUUGUGCGCCUUUGCACGAUACCUAUGGCAAGACCAUUUACACAGUUAUUUGGAAUAUGGUUGAUUAUCCCGCCUGCGUAAUUCCAUUUGGGAAUGCGGAUAAAGCCGCCGACGCCGAGUUUGUUCGCGAUGUCAAGUAUAGCCCCGAGUACAAACCCGACGACGUCGAAGGCGCGCCUUGCCACAUCCAGCUGGUCGGCAGGCGGCUGAAGGACGAGGUCUUGCUCCAGCACGCGAGACUGAUCGAGAAGGUCUUGACUGACGGAGAAUAA